CACUCCAUACCUGCUGGUGUCAGUAUUGCACCCUGUAUGGUGGUGCAGCGUGACACAGCAGCAACAGCAGCAGCAGAAGAAGAAGGGUACGCGUCGCACGUGUGGUCACUCUGCGUGUAUUCAGUGAGAGUCGCAGUCCAGGAGAAAGGAAAAUCCCACCGAUAGCACCGGUUUAACGCUUUACAUCUGAUAACAUGAAGCCAGGGUUUAGUCCUCGUGGGGAUCGAGGAGGACGAGGUGGAGGUAGAGGUGGAGGUAGAGGAGGAUUUGGUGACAGAGGAGGAUUUGGUGACAGAGGAGGAUUUGGUGACAGAGGAGGACGAGGGGGAUUCAGAGGAGGAAGAGGUGGAGGAUUCAGGUCCCCGGAGGGUGGAGGAUUUCGCGGCAGAGGGGGUGGAAGGGGCACCCCAAGAGGAAGAGGAGGCAGGGGAGGGAGGGGCGGCAGAGGAGGCUUUGGAGGGGGGAAGAAGGUCUUGGUUGAACCACACAGACAUGAAGGAGUGUUCAUCUGCAGAGGAAAGGAGGAUGCCCUGGUGACCAAGAACAUGGUGGUAGGAGACUCUGUGUACGGAGAGAAGAGGAUCAGUGUGGAGGAAGGAGAGACUAAGAUUGAGUACAGAGCCUGGAAUCCGUUCCGCUCCAAACUGGCAGCAGCCAUCUUGGGAGGAGUGGACCAGAUCCAUAUCAAGCCUGGAGCAAAGGUCAUGUACCUGGGAGCUGCCUCUGGAACCACAGUGUCUCAUGUUUCAGACAUUGUUGGACCGGAAGGACUGGUCUACGCUGUAGAGUUUUCCCAUCGAUCAGGUCGUGAUCUUCUCAAUGUAGCAAAGAAACGCACCAACAUCAUUCCGAUUAUUGAAGACGCUCGGCACCCGCACAAAUAUCGCAUGCUGGUUGGCAUGGUGGAUGUGAUUUUUGCUGAUGUUGCCCAGCCUGACCAGACUAGGAUUGUUGCUUUGAAUGCUCACAACUUCCUGAAGAAUGGAGGACACUUUGUUAUCUCCAUCAAGGCUAACUGUAUAGACUCGACAGCGGCUCCUGAGGCAGUGUUUGCUUCAGAAGUGAAGAAGAUGAGCGCUGAGAACAUGAAACCACAGGAGCAGCUCACACUGGAGCCCUAUGAGAGAGACCACGCUGUGGUGGUGGGCAUCUACAGACCUCCACCUAAACAGAAGAAAUGAUGUACGGAAGAAAGCUCAGGGGAACGGAUUCCCAUUUUUGAACCAUCUACUUUUCAUACUGUCUGUUGUCUGUUGCCCACCUCUCCACCUCUACCUGCCUGUUUGUCGGUUUCUGCACAGUGUGAAAGCAUGACAAGCAAUCAGGGUAAAAUUUGGCUGGGUUUCUUUUUUUUAUUUUGAGUCCUUUGACAGUUAGCUAAACAACCACACAACUGCUGGAGGGUCUUUUCUAUUACUAAUAAGGUUGGGUGCACAUUACAUGACAUUUGGGGCCAUUUGAGCCACAGAUUGUCCUCUGAGUUGCUUGCCAGAUUGGAGAGAGUCAGAUUCGUAGUACAAGUUUGAUAAUAUGUAAAUGUUCACUGUUGCUUGCCUUAUUUCACAUUUGUUAUGCACAAUUGAUAUCAGGACUGUGUUCUUGUGCAGCAACACACCAGGAAGAUAAUAAAGUAAUUGACAGUGGUCGAGUGUUAAA
Molecule: messenger RNA, 1656 nt
Organism: Xiphias gladius (swordfish)
Lineage: Eukaryota; Metazoa; Chordata; Actinopteri; Istiophoriformes; Xiphiidae
Gene: fbl
Product: fibrillarin
Exons: 9
Coding region: 195-1181 (328 amino acids)
Biological process (GO): rRNA methylation; box C/D sno(s)RNA 3'-end processing
Cellular component (GO): box C/D methylation guide snoRNP complex; small-subunit processome; Cajal body
Molecular function (GO): rRNA methyltransferase activity; RNA binding; histone H2AQ104 methyltransferase activity
Source: RefSeq, a predicted model, not a curated record